Heterocephalus glaber (naked mole-rat) is the source of this 939-nucleotide messenger RNA. RefSeq names its product olfactory receptor 7D4. The record is from RefSeq and is a predicted model, not a curated record. Gene Ontology annotation, molecular function: G protein-coupled receptor activity; olfactory receptor activity. Lineage: Eukaryota; Metazoa; Chordata; Mammalia; Rodentia; Bathyergidae. Gene Ontology annotation, biological process: G protein-coupled receptor signaling pathway. Gene Ontology annotation, cellular component: membrane.
AUGAAAAGAGACAACAACUCACGUAUGGCACAGUUCCUCCUCCUGGGCCUUUCAGGUUAUCCUGAACUGCAACCUGCCCUCUUUGCACUCUUCUUGUCCAUGUACCUCGCCACGGUGUUCGGAAACCUGCUCAUCAUCCUGGCUGUCAUCUCUGACUCCCACCUCCACACCCCCAUGUACUUCUUCCUCUCCAAUCUGUCUUUUGUGGACAUUUGUUUCACUUCCACUAUUGUCCCAAAGAUGCUGGUGAACAUCCAGACACAGCAUAAAGACAUCUCCUACAGGGAGUGCCUCACUCAGGUGUAUUUUUUUAUGAUUUUUGCUGGAAUGGAUAAUUUUCUACUGACCAUCAUGGCCUAUGACCGUUUUGUGGCCAUCUGUCAUCCCCUGAACUACAUAAGCAUCAUGAACCCCCAGCUCUGUGGUCUCCUGGUCCUGAUAUCUUGGAUCAUAAUCUUCUGGGAUGCCCUGCUCCACCUUCUACUGAUUAUACGUCUGACCUUUACCAGAGGUACUCAAAUCCCACAUUUCUUCUGCGAUCUGCCUCCACUCCUCCAAGUGGCCAGCUCUGAUACCCGAAUCAAUAAUGCUGUCUUGUACAUGACAACUGCCUUCCUGGGUGUGUUUCCUGUCACUGGGAUUCUCUUUUCUUACUCUCAGAUUGUCUCCUCUUUAAUGAAGAUGUCCUGUUCUGCAAGCAAGUCGAAGGCAUUUUCCACCUGUGCAUCUCACCUGUGUAUGGUCUUCCUGUACUAUGGGACCGGCCUUGUGGAAUACCUUAGUUUUACAUUCCCCCAUUCUUCUCAGGCAAGCAUGAUCACCUCCGUGAUGUACACUGUGGUGACCCCGAUGCUGAACCCCUUCAUCUACAGCCUGCGGAACAAGGAUGUGAAGGGGGCCCUGGGAAGAUUCCUAAGCAGAACAGCCUCUUGUCCUUAA